Molecule: messenger RNA, 336 nt
Organism: Arachis duranensis
Lineage: Eukaryota; Viridiplantae; Streptophyta; Magnoliopsida; Fabales; Fabaceae
Exons: 1
Coding region: 1-336 (111 amino acids)
Source: RefSeq, a predicted model, not a curated record
AUGGCCCCUUAUCAGUUUGUGUAUAGUAAAGCCUAUCACUUGCCAGUGGAGCUGGAGCAUAAAGCUUACUCGGCAAUCAAGUUUCUGAACUUUGAUGCUCAAGCUGCAGGAAUAAAGAGAAUGCUUCAGUUGAAUGAGCUUAAUGAAUUCAGAUAUUCAGCCUAUGAGAAUGCCAAGCUCUAUAAGAAGAGAACUAAGCUAUGGCAUGACAAAAAUAUUGCCAUCAGAGUCUUUGAGCCAGGUCAGAAGGUGCUUCUGUUCAAUUCAAGGCUCAAACUCUUUCUCGGGAAGCUAAAAUCCUGGUGGUCAGGACCGUUUGUGGUUAUCAGAGCAUAA